AUGGCAUCUGGCGCGAUGGAGGAAAUCCCGCCGCAUCCAUAUCUCACCGAACCCAUCCUCUAUGUCUCCAACUUACCAGCACACAUUACGGACGAAGUAAUCGCUCGUACGCUCGAAUUUUGCGUCCCAUUCCGUCCGCGGCUCGUGCGCGAUCCUGCCUCUGGAACCGCGUCUGGGUCCAUCGAAUUUCGAACAAUCGAACGAGCUGAAAAGGCACUGGCGACGUUAGAUGGUCGACAAAUGGCUCAAGCAUAUCCUCCCGUCAUAUUGAAUCUAGAUCCAACGCCCCAGUCGACGUCCUCGACUCACAAUUGGCCGCCGCCAGCCGCCAGUCCCCGAAUCAUAUCCAACCUUCCUCCAGCCUUUUCAGACUCGAGGUUGUUCGACACAUUUCGAGUCUUUGGCGCUAUUGCUUCAUGCAGAAUGAACGCUGAUAUGGGCCCCGAUGUCGGGAUCAUAACUUUUUGGAGAGAAGAGGAUGCCGCGCGUAUGGAGGAAGGCAUGCACAUGGGCGAUAUAGAUGACUACACUAUAUCCAUCAAAUCGCUCUCGGCACGUGACAUGCGGAAACACAAGGGGCUCGAGUUUAAUCCCCAAGCACCGUCCUUUGUCCCAAGCGGCAUGCCACAGGGGCCUCCUCAAGCCCAUCCUGUGCAACCUACUCCCCAAGCUGGGUGGGUUUCGCCGUCUCUGAGGCAUGCUUCCCCACCCCUACAACCUUUCACCCUUAGCCCAAUGCCCAGCCCACAUCUUCCGUUGGGGAAUAAUAGCCCAAUGAUGAUGCCAGCCCAAGCGCUCCCUCUGAUGUAUUCCCCGCCUCGUGUUCCCAUGCAAUUUCCAAGAUCACCGUCCUUGUCACCUUUUGUUCAUGGGCCAGGUCAACAAGUUCAAUACGCACCUGCAACUGGGCCAGGCUCGACUAGUGCCAGCGGUCUUAUUGAUCCAUGCAACUUGUUUUGCAAGUUUGGUCAUAUCGUGAGCGCAAGGAUCAUGAGGAAUGAACAUGGACAGAGCCGAGGAUUUGGCUUUGUCUCUUUCCAAACCCCAGAGCAGGCGGCACGAGCUCUGCAGGCCAUGAAUGGUGCGCUAUUAGGCUCCAAGCAAAUCGUCGUACGUCUCCAUGAGCCCAAGCAACUGCGCAAAGAGAAGCUAGCCCAGCGAUUUGCCGCUGGACAUGGUCAUAACGGGCAUCCUCGUAGCGGCAGUGGCGCAACGAGCCCAACUAUGAGUGAGGUUGGUGACAAUGCUUCUGCGUACGGCAGUUGGUCUCCUGGGAUUCCAGGACGCGACAGACAACGAAGAGGCUCUGGAAGCUAUUAUCAGGCGGCACUCAGCGGAACACUCCAUGUGCCAUUAUCGUACGAGGAGCUAGCGGGCAUGUCACCUGUUGUGCGACAUGAAGUCCUCUCAGGCGAACUCAUGCGGCGACUACGUAGCUUCCCUGAAGUCAAAGAAGAAGAGAUUAGUGCGAUAUGCCAAGGAAGCCCUCGGUUUCUCAGAGCCUCCGUCAGAGAUGCCGGCCCUGGUACUCAUCCUGGCUUCGGUGUACCGCUCAAUGUGGCUGCAUCGCACUCGACAUCCACUCUCCUUGACCCCAGCACUCUAGCAGCGACCGCAUCCGCACCUGAGCAUCCCUCGACCCCUGUUUCCUUUACGCCAUCGAUCAACACUCCACCACGAACGGCAUCACCUACUGGAUCCAUCGCUCCAGGAACAGAAAAGGAGCGUCUUCUUGCGGCGGUGUCUGCUCUCGAACCAGCUCGCUACAAAGCAGACCCAACGAAGGCAGCCGAUAUCACAGAGAUGCUGCUGAGUCUCAGUAAGAAAGAGCGCGCUAUGUGCCUCUUUAGCAAUGAAUACCUCAGAGGCAAGGUUGAGAAUGCGAGGAACAUUUUGGAUGCUCUCGCCGAGGAAGACGAACCAACGCCCGCCGCUACGAAUUCUGCGACCAAUAUGAUGAGCAAGUUGACCCUCAACAACAACGGUGGCCCUGCUACGCCACAACAGCAGCAUCGAGCUCCUGCGUCUUCUGCGGCGCAGCAAACUCCUCAGACGCCCGAUCUUUCGGUCGGCACGUCCACCACGACUUCUCCUGCGUUCCCACAGACCCCAGCCGAGUCCAAUACAUCUUCGACUGGACACACGCUCGCAACGCUGGCAAAACUCCCAGCCGUUGAGGUGCUCAAGUUGGCGUCGAGUGGACAGGCAACCGGUCUUCCACUUCCCAAAGCCGAUCCAAGUGUUGUUUCCAACACGGAUCAGUUUGUUGAUUCGCUCAACGACAAGCCAAUCGCGGUCCAGAAGCAAUUACUAGGAGAAAAGCUUUUCAAGACGGUGAAGAGCUUUGGUGUUAGAAACGCACCAAAGGUCACCAUCAAUCUUCUCGACACUGAGGACCUUCGCAGUCUUGCCCACCUCAUGAACAGUUAUCCGGCUCUCCUCAAGGAGAAGGUCUUGCAAUUGACCGUGCCAAGAUAA
This is a messenger RNA of Serendipita indica DSM 11827, 2478 nucleotides long. Lineage: Eukaryota; Fungi; Basidiomycota; Agaricomycetes; Sebacinales; Serendipitaceae. The record is from the annotation of a GenBank genome assembly.